This is a messenger RNA of Triticum dicoccoides, 826 nucleotides long. RefSeq lists its product as uncharacterized. The record is from RefSeq and is a predicted model, not a curated record. The coding region runs from base 21 to 605 and encodes 194 amino acids. The transcript has a single exon. NCBI's taxonomy places the organism in Eukaryota, Viridiplantae, Streptophyta, Magnoliopsida, Poales, Poaceae.
AGAGAGAGAGAGAGAGAGAAAUGGCGCAGCCGCCGCCAUGGAAGGCGAUGUACCUGCCUGUGACGAGCGACGCGAUCCGAUCCGCCGCCGCCUUCAAGCGAAGCGUCGCCGCCGCGCGUCGCGAUCUGGCGUCCCCGCUGGUGCUGGACACCCGCGACGCCGAGGGGCGGUACACCUUGCUGGAGUCCGCGCUGACCCACAUCGACCACGCAUCCGGCUCCCUCUCCGCUUUCAUCAUCAACACGGUGGUGGCCGAGCGCCUGACGCUCCACGGCUGCGGCGCCGUCCCAUCGGAGCCGGUGGCCCGCAUCGGCGACCUCCGCGACGGCCACGGGCGCCACGACGAGUGGCUUGCUCUCGUCAGGCUCCAGGCCGCCAGGGAGCACGCCGAGGACGCGCUCCGCCGAGUGGAGGGGGCCUACACCCUCCUGGGCUCCGUCCGGUUCAUGCUUCACAGCCAGAACCCCGACGCUCCAGGGCGCCGGCAAGCCAUGGAAGGGCAGCUCCACGCCCUCGAUCUCCAGCCCGUCGUGGUCGGCGUGGCGAGCAUGUCCGCGCUGGCCUCCUUGGCCACCGAGCCCCCCAUCCGCUACCGCAUCCAGUGAGAGGUUGAUCUCUUGCCUUGAUCAGCUCUGCAGGACUCCGCUUGCUUGCUUGAUACAGAUCGUUCGCGUCGGCUUCUGCCUAGGGCUACUUUGUCUCCUUGAUCUUUUGAUUGUGAAACCAUGGAUGAUCUAUCCGUCCGUCGGAUUCGAACUACUCCUACGUUUUGCGGUUCUGUUGUUACUUGCAAGGAUCGUUUCGAUCGAUCAGGGAAUUCGAACUA